Exophiala xenobiotica is the source of this 2005-nucleotide messenger RNA. RefSeq lists its product as uncharacterized. The transcript has 2 exons. NCBI's taxonomy places the organism in Eukaryota, Fungi, Ascomycota, Eurotiomycetes, Chaetothyriales, Herpotrichiellaceae. The coding region runs from base 68 to 1141 and encodes 357 amino acids. Gene Ontology annotation, molecular function: RNA binding. The record is from RefSeq and is a predicted model, not a curated record. Gene Ontology annotation, cellular component: nucleolus; small-subunit processome.
CACAGCGAGAGCCUGACAGUUUGCACGACAGUGGUGGUUUGAAUUGGUCGUUCAGGUGUAUGGCGCGAUGCCUUCAACUCAUAAGAAAGAGAAGCCAUGGGAUACUGACGACAUAGACAAAUGGAAGAUCGACGAGUUUAAACCAGAAGACAAUGCAGGUGGCACUUUCGCCGAAGAGUCUUCCUUCGCCUGUCUAUUUCCCAAAUAUCGAGAACUAUACUUGAAACAAGCCUGGCCUCUCGUUACAAAAGCGCUGGAGAAGAGAGGGAUUGCCUGCACGCUCGAUCUAGUGGAAGGUCGAAUGGAGGUACGAACAACGCGAAAGACGUUUGACCCUGCCGCCAUCCUAGAUGCCAGAGAUCUCCUGAAGUUACUUGCCCGAAGCGUGCCAGCUCCGCAGGUAAGUCCAGCAGCUACACCUGCGGCCUUCGCCAAUCACUCACAAUGCUUUCAGGCCAUCAAGAUCCUUCAAGACGACACAGCCUGCGAUGUGAUAAAGAUUCGAAAUCUGGUUCGGAACAAAGAACGCUUCGUCAAACGGCGGCAGAGGCUUCUUGGUCCUAAUGGUUCAACACUCAAAGCCCUCGAGCUCCUCACAAACACUUACAUCCUCGUGCAAGGAAAUACCGUCAGCGCAAUGGGCGGCUACAAGGGGUUGAAAGAGGUCAGAAGGGUGGUCGAGGAUUGCAUGAACAACAUCCACCCUAUAUAUCAUGUCAAAGAACUCAUGAUCAAGAGAGAGCUCGCCAAGGAUCCUACCCUGAAGAACGAGAGCUGGGACCGGUUCCUUCCACAAUUCAAGAAAACGACUCUGAGCAAGAGACACACUCCUUACAAGGUCACCGACAAGGACAAGAAGGUGUACACGCCGUUCCCUCCGCCCCAAGAGAAGAGUAAGAUCGACCUGCAGAUCGAAAGUGGUGAAUACUUCCUUGCAAAACAAGCCAAGGAACGGGCCAAAGAGCAGGAAAGAAUGGAGCGGCAAAAGGAGAAGAAAGAAGAAAAGCUGCGCCAACGAGAACAGGCCUUUGUAGCGCCUAAGGAGGAUCUGGCCGACAAACCGAAGAAGAGGAAGAUAUCCGCAGACGGAGAGGUCCACAAAUCAAAGAAGUUGAAGACUGCAGUGUGGAACUAUGCGUGAUCACAGCAAUCUUCAGGUCUCUUCUUCUUUGCACGCCAUUUUGCAGCACCGGUCCGGAUCAAACGCACCAAUGUAUCGCCAUGGCUGCCUCGAGCUGCGACCAGCCCACAGAGCACGCCACACUCACAACGGUAUGGUGCGCCGUGAACAAAUGCUCUGUGCCGUUGAGCAAUUGUGAACCUCAACUGUGGAUCAACUGUGGAUCUGAAGAACUCAGCAUCAGCUGAGUGCACACAACUUCGGAAGAUGAUACAGCUUUCCGAACGCUAGAGCCAGAUCCCAACACCCAAGGGAGCCAAUAUGGACCGGUGAAGAUGAUCUUGCAGGUCGAUAGGACUUGUGGCAGCAGAAUGCAACUCUGUUCCAGCUUGGCCAAUGUGCAUCCCUUCCCAUCGGAAGGACGGUUAUUCUCGAAGGCAUGCCGGUCCAGCAACUUCGGGUACUGAGGGCCCUGCCUUCAUGAAGCUACGAACCAUGUCAUGCAUAUCAAACGCAGGCCCAGUAUCCAAGUCGCCAUUCCAGGGAUGCCUUGGUCCGAUCAGAAACAUUCUACGGCCCAGGCCACGCCUGAUCGGGUCUAGCAUGGAACAUGACAGUGCCGUAGAAUCCUUCUAGCUCGACAAUUUGUGCGAGGCUAGUCCUCAUCAGGGAGCGGCACCAAGGAGUAAUCUAAUCGCUGUCCCAUCGGCUAUUCACCCGUGCGAAACCCUCACUGUGUCUUUGUUCCAGAGCUCAAGCUAUUGCGACCGCCGGAGAUGCCAAUGAGGUUAUGCCUCGAUGCUGUGUAUGUCGACUAUUGCCAACUAGUUCAGAUAGAAACAACCUCGUUCGCCCAAAUAUCGAUGUGAGCGCAUGGCAUCGAGC